Messenger RNA from Corticium candelabrum, 1360 nucleotides. Its product is annotated as putative deoxyribonuclease TATDN3. NCBI's taxonomy places the organism in Eukaryota, Metazoa, Porifera, Homoscleromorpha, Homosclerophorida, Plakinidae. The record is from RefSeq and is a predicted model, not a curated record. Gene Ontology annotation, molecular function: hydrolase activity, acting on ester bonds. The transcript has a single exon. Bases 145 to 975 code for a protein of 276 amino acids.
ACAGUAACUUGCAGCUAAGACGUUUCUUCUGUGGCUCUGUUGGCUCUGAAGCUCUACAGCUUGAAUUCAACGUGAUAUUUCUCAAACGUUGCUUUGGAGUGGUGAUUAACUCUCGUUCUGAUAUUCAUUCAUACCGAUUGCAACAUGGUUGAUAUCCAUGCUCACCUGGCAGCUGAAGAUUUCAACCACGAUUUAGAGGACGUACUUGCCAGGGCUGCCUCGGCUAACAUAUCGACUAUAGUUGUUGUUCCCGAGUUUCUAUCAGAGUUUGAUAAAGUAUUGGAGUUGAGUGAGAGACAUAGAGAUCUGGUGGCUCCAUGUUUGGGUCUUCAUCCUGUUCAAUCGGAUGCGAGUACAAGGAAUGAGCGUAGUGUGACGACUGAAGAGGUCUUACCUGUUUUGGAUUUUAUCAGGAGAGAGCAUUCGAAGAUUGUCGGAAUCGGCGAAGUCGGACUCGACUUCACUCCACGAUUUGUGAAAAGUGAUGAUGACAAAGCCGCUCAGCGUUAUGUGCUCACUGAGCAGGCAAAACUGGCAAUGGAUCUCGGUUUACCGCUCAACGUUCAUUCUCGUUCUGCAGGGAGGCCAACAUUGCAGUUGCUCAAAUCAUUGGGAGUAAGAAAUGCUGUCAUGCAUGCAUUUGAUGGGAAAGCGUCAGUUGCGAUGGAAGGCGUCCACGUCGGUUACUUUUUCUCGAUACCGCCGUCUGUUGUUCGAUCGGAACAGAAGCAGAAACUAGUAAGGCAGGUACCUCUCGAUCAUUUGCUGCUCGAGACGGAUUCUCCGGCGCUUGGACCAAUCAAACAGACACGGAACGAACCGUGUAAUUUGGAGAUUUCGUGUAGAGAAGUGGCUAGGAUCAAGCAAGUGUCGUUCGACGAAGUCUGGAAGAUGACUACACAGAAUGCGGUUCGACUGUUUCCUAAACUGGGACAUGUCGGUCGCCAGCUUGUUCCCGUGCCCAAUGCUAAGUGAUGAGGAAAGAAAACGAUAUCUGUGACAUCUCUCAUUUGACAGUAAGAUCUGUUGUUGUACAUUGUAUGUCUCGUGAAGGUUCAUGACCAUUAAUAACAACUAGUACAUAAAUUUAUCAACAGGUACACACGUGUACAUGUCGAGGGCAGAUUAAGGAAUUUUAAUAGAGGGUCACCAUUUGAAAUUUGAAAAUAGGCGUGGUCAUUAGGUGCAUUCUUAUUUAGUAUUCUCACGAAUUCCCUGACUCUAAACAGCAACCGUCGUCAACUCAGAAUCGUAGGACAAUCUCCUGGCAUUCUUUUCUGCUAGAAAUUGUCGAAUAGUUUCUUCAAGCUCGAUGUUCACAUCCUGUUGAUGUGCAUGAGCGUUAGCCCCUCACGAUGCU